Messenger RNA from Mugil cephalus (flathead mullet), 6107 nucleotides. RefSeq names its product neuroligin-4, X-linked-like. Gene Ontology annotation, molecular function: neurexin family protein binding; signaling receptor activity. Gene Ontology annotation, cellular component: postsynaptic specialization membrane; synapse; cell surface. Gene Ontology annotation, biological process: synaptic vesicle endocytosis; neuron cell-cell adhesion; presynaptic membrane assembly. Bases 789 to 3548 code for a protein of 919 amino acids. NCBI's taxonomy places the organism in Eukaryota, Metazoa, Chordata, Actinopteri, Mugiliformes, Mugilidae. The transcript has 9 exons. The record is from RefSeq and is a predicted model, not a curated record.
AAGAAAAAAUAGAGAGAAGGAGAGAGAGAGAGGCAGCGAGAGGGAGAUGGGGGAGGAGAAAGAAAGGAAGAGAGGGAGAGAGGGAGAUUGAUCAUUUGGACGUCCUGGGCCCCGUAGUCGUCUCUGAGAAACACUUCUACUCUAUCCAAAACAUCCAUUUUGCCUCCCUUAUUUCCACCUUUCUCGGACUGGAAGCUUGACUGUUUUUCUUUUUUUUUUUUUUUUAAUUGUUUCCUUUUUUGGGUUAUUCCCACCCAGGAGACGUGCCACCACCACCACCACCAGCAGCAGCAGCAUCAUCAUCAUCAGUAGCGGCAGCAGCAGCACAGGAAUAUCUCCCGAUAUCCCAUCCCGGGCACGUCGGAUGAGCUGCAGCAGCAAAAAGCACGAGGCGAAUAUUGCGGUGGACUGGAAGGGGAACAUGGUCCGCGGGAAUUCACACCUCUCACCCAAGCUCGGCGGCAGUUUGGGCUUGUUAUGGGGCUGACCGGAAGGAGAAAGUGACAGAGGAACAGUGAUGCUACUGUUUACAUAACGCACGCACGCACACAUACACUUAAGUACACGCGCGCACACAUUCCCAAAUCAGCAGUCCAGGACGCACGCACUCACUUAAACACUUCCACACGCGAACACACUCACGGACGCGUAUUCAAGGGACUCACUGACUGAGUCACCACACACUCAGAGGCAGAGAAUCACUCACAGAAACACACACACACACACACACACUCACAGACAGACACAAGGGGAAAAGGUUGUUUCAAAGAGCUUGGACUGUGCGUCGUAUGUGCUAUGGGCCAGGCAGAGCAGCAGCUGUGUGCGACUGUUGGAUACCUCUGAAGGGACAACACAGCUGUAACCCUCGACCUCCCUCGCCCCCUCCUACCCCUCAUCUUCCAGCUACCCCUAAAUGCACCAUCAUGUCUGAGACGAGGACCAGCGGAGUUCGACCCCCUUCGUCCUCCUCCUCCUCCUCCCUCCGUGGGUUUCUGUCCCUCCUGCUCUCCCUCUGCCUCUCCGUUUUCCUGUGUCCGACCUCCUCGUGGGCGCAGCAGACCGUGCCUGUCAUUUCUACGGCGCAAGGCCGCAUCCGCGGCAUCCUGACCCCACUGCCCUCAGACCUCCUCGGGCCCGUCAUCCAGUACCUGGGGGUGCCAUACGCCAGGCCUCCCACAGGAGACCGACGCUUCCAGGCACCUGAGCCACCCUUACCGUGGCCAGGAAUACGAAACGUGACGCAGUUUGCUCCCGUCUGCCCGCAGUCGUUGGAUGAGAGGAGCAUGCUGGGAGAUAUGAUGCCGUCCUGGCUCACCGCUAAUUUGGAUAUAGCAGCGACCUACCUCACUCACCAGAGCGAGGAUUGUCUCUACCUCAAUAUUUAUGUGCCCACUGAGGAAGACAUACAUGAAGAAGGGGGUCAGCGGCCAGUCAUGGUCUACGUCCACGGUGGCUCGUACACUGAAGGCACCGGUAACAUGAUGGAUGGCAGCGUGUUAGCCAGCUACGGCAACGUCAUUGUCAUAACCCUCAACUACCGCCUCGGAGUACUAGGAUUUCUCAGUACUGGUGACCAGGCGGCAAAAGGGAACUACGGCUUGCUUGAUCAAAUCCAGGCGCUGCGCUGGGUGAAGGAAAACAUUGCAGCCUUCGGGGGAGAUCCAAGCAGGGUGACAGUGUUUGGAUCUGGGGCUGGAGCAUCCUGCGUGAGCCUCCUCACCUUGUCUCACUACUCCGAAGACCUGUUCCACAGAGCCAUCAUCCAGAGCGGCAGCGCUUUAGCCAGUUGGGCUGUCAACUACCAGCCAAGCAGAUACGCCCGGCAGCUCGGCGAAAGGGUCGGCUGUGGCACCGAUGACAGCACGCAACUGGUCGCCUGCCUCCAGGGCCGCAGCUACCGCGAACUCGUAGAGCAGAACGUCACGCCGGCCAAAUACCAUACAGCCUUUGCCCCGGUGAUUGAUGGCGACGUUAUACCCGACGACCCCCAGAUUCUGAUGGAGCAGGGAGAGUUCCUGAACUACGACGUGAUGCUGGGGGUUAAUCAGGGUGAAGGCGUGAAGUUUGUGGAGGGCAUAGUGGACUCAGAGGACGGUGUCACGGCUGAGGACUUUGACUUUGCUGUCUCGGACUUUGUGGAUAGUUUGUAUGGAUACCCAGAGGGCCGGGAUACACUGAGGGAAAGCAUAAGGUUCAUGUACACUGACUGGGCUGAUCGAGACAACGCAGAAACGCGCCGCAAGACACUGGUAGCUCUCUUCACAGACCACCAGUGGGUGGCGCCAGCCAUCGCCACAGCUGACCUCCACGCUCAGUACGGGUCUCCCACCUACUUCUACUCCUUUUACCACCACUGCCAGAGUGACGCCACGCCGCCCUGGGCUGACUCUGCCCAUGGCGAUGAGGUGCCCUAUGUGUUCGGCGUGCCCAUGGUGGGACCGACUGAUCUGUUCAACUGCAAUUUCUCCAAGAACGAUGUGAUGCUGAGCGCAGUAGUUAUGACAUAUUGGACCAACUUCGCCAAGACUGGUGAUCCAAACCAGCCAGUUCCUCAAGACACCAAGUUCAUCCACACGAAACCUAACCGCUUUGAAGAGGUGGCCUGGUCUAAAUACACCCCCAAGGAGCAGCUGUACCUCCACAUUGGCCUCAAGCCCCGCGUCAGAGACCACUACCGCGCUACCAAAAUCUCCUUCUGGCUCCAGCUAGUCCCUCACUUGCACCACGUGAACGACCUCCUCCAGUCGGUGUCUUCCUUCACGCAUAGUCCCUCUUCGCAGGAUGACACCCCUUUUUCCUACACUAAGCGUCUCUCCAAAGGUUGGCCUCCGAGCAGCACGCGUCACCCUGGUUCCCCUGGAGGUACUCCGCAGCCGCCCGAGUCCGCGUUGGGUCAAGAUGGAGGGGAAAACGGGGUCCGUGUCCCCAACGAGGACUACUCCACCGAGCUCUCCGUGACAAUCGCAGUGGGAGCGUCGCUGCUGUUUCUUAAUAUACUUGCGUUCGCAGCCCUGCUGUAUAAGAAGGACAAAAGGCGCCUGGAGCAUCGCAGGCCACGUCCGCUUCCUCCACCGAGGCGAGACAUCACACCUGCAGAUGUUGCAGCCCACCUGCAGGGAGAGGGACUGAUGUCAUUACAAGUGAAGCAGCUGGAGUGCGAUGUCGCGUCCGCGGACGAGAGGAACAACACUCACCACCACCACACUCUGGACACGCUGGACGCCCUGGACGGCUUGGACACCCAGGACAUUUACAGCACGCUGGACACCGUGCGCCUCACCUGCCCACCUGAUUACACCCUCACCUUGCGCCGUUCACCCGACGACGUCCCCCUCAUGACCUCCCUGACCCCGGGAUCACUGCCCGUGACCCCUGGGUCUCACCCUGUUACUCCGGCGACCCCCAUGACCCCAAUGACACCCGGAUCGGUGGUCGGGAUGAGGAUGGGACACCCUCACCAGGGAUACACACACCACAGCCCGUAUAGUAAUACACACCUGCCGCACACACACAUCUCCACUCACACACACUCCACCACACGUGUAUAACCGCAGCAAGACGCUCGGACGUACAGGGACAAAGUUACACUUUACACAUUCUAACACACACAUACGCGCGCGCACACACACACACACACACAAAACAAAAGACUUGAAUACCUCUACUAAUUACCCUGCAGGAUUGUUACAGAUGGAAUGGCAGAGAGACAUUUUUCAGUAACAGGAUGAAGACAGCUGUGUGUUGCAUGUCGGGGAACUGAAAACAAACUGGAUCCCGGAGAGAUGCAGUUCUGUGCAUCAUUCGCUCAUAACCUGACGAGCCGAGGCGUCCGUCAAACGUCUCACAACCCGCUUUGGAUAUUAAACCUGCUUUUUCUACACCUGAGGAUGACGAAGAUGCGCUGGGGCAACAGGGUCAGUUACUUUACACCUCCCACUGUACCUGAGCUGCACAGCGCAGCCGGCCCCAGGACUGACAAGUGCAGGUGCAGAUGCAAAACUGAGCUACAGUAAGAAGUACCACACACAGACUGCUGAUGUCAACUUGAACAACCUGUGAAAUGUGAAUGUAGCAUUUUUUUUUUUCCAUUAAAUGAUCGAAGGCCCUAUCUGCCAAGGAUCAAACUAAUCUGAGGAGAAAAUAACAAAUUUCAGCAAGAGAUGGAUGUAAAAACAGUUGAGGAGGAGGAGGAGGGAGAUUAAAAAGACAACAUUAGCUGAAGGAAAAGUUAGUCAGAUGGUGGGAAAGAGAUUACGAUUUCAUCGAGAGGCGAUUUAGCGAGAGAGGGGAAGACGAAGGAAGGUAGAGUGAUAUGAGAAACACAGAAACUGAAAGCGUGCCAAGAGUCCGAAAUUAGGUUUCGGAAGAAGAAAAGGCCUCUGUAGAGUUCUCAGACUUACUGAAGAAUCACUCUAACCAGCUAUGUGUUAAACUCUUGUAAAUAGAAUGGAAAGAUACAGAUGAUAUAUUAUGAUUUAUAGCAUUUACCUGCUCUUGCAUUAAAACAUGACUUAUUUAACCACAUUAUUGCUUUCAUUUCAGAUAUUACUAUAUUAUUGUAUAGAUGUCCUGAAGCAAGGCUGGUUGUCUUUCUAUCUCACCCACUGUAGUAUGUACACAGUACCUUCAUUUAAAGGCUAUAUUUGCUAUGCACAGUCAUCUCAAUAAUUCUUAACUAUGUGAGCAUUUAGGUACAUGUUAAGUAGUUGAAGCAUAAGACAUUUUCCACACCAUCUUGUCUAAUUUUCGACCAUCGGACGACGAGCUAGUACUGUGUAGAUAAUGCAUUAUUGGUUUGAUGAUUGAGCACCAGCCAAAAACCAUUGUCCCUUUGACCCUAACCUCUUCCUGCUUUCCUUUCCCCCUUCGUUCCUAAAAGUUUUCUUCGUAAAGGCCUCACUCUUAAUCCCCACGUCCAGCGCAGAUUUAACGUCAGACAGGCACAAAGGUGGUGAUGAUUCGGGGGAUCCUAAAUCAAAGAAUAUCCCAAUAAAUUCAAGGAUGCCUUGUCCUGUUUGUCUGACCUUCAUGUUACACACCUUACCAGGGGUCUCUUUUGAGGAGAACCCCUGAUUGAACUACCUAUUGCUGACUGUGACUCUGUCAGUUUAAACACGACCAGUGAAAAGAAUUGAACCUAUAAUAUCAUCCCACCUCUUCUAAGACAGCUCAAUUAUGUGUCUCAACCCCCCCCCGUACAGAGUAGAGAAAUUGUGGCUGUGUCUCCCAUGUUUUUAAAGGCUGGAGUUUACUACCUGCCACGGUGGCGUCAAUUGUUUGUUGUCAUUUGAUUAAUGAGACGGAGUUGGGGUGGAGCUGAGGAGGGACGAUCACGGUGGUUUUGUGUGAUGGGACUCGACACUGAAGGCACACACGCCUCUUAAGAUGCUGCUUUUUGAGCCUUAAUAUUCUUCUAAGGGAGCAGUAUUUUCUAAAAAUAAUAAAUCGGUUUUAACUUGGUUUUAAAGAAUGGCAGACUUCUACUGAGGUUUUCAUGCUGACUUCACAGCGAGGGCUUGAGGGCUACAGUGGUUGCUGCUUUGUGCCACCGUAUUUUAAGAUAUCAGGCUUUUGAAAAUCAGCUCAAAAACUAUUCACAUUGAUGUCAUGUAUUUAAGGUGUGAUGCUGUUAUGGAAAACACAAAAAUAAUCAAACCCUGUCUCUCUCUGAUGAUGCUGAAAAACCAUUUCAUAUUUUCCAGCUAACCCAGAUUUCUAGUUCCUCCCUUUCUUUACCCUAAUCUGUGUCUCCCCCCACCCCAGCCCCUUCCCCCUCUCCAAGCCUCAUCUGUGCGACUACAUGCAGCUUUGUCACGGUGAGGCCUAUUUAACCUCCGCUCAUCCUAAGUAGCUUCUUCAUGAGACAUUUUAGUUAAUUGUCAACAGAAUACAUGAAAUAUGAAAGCUGAAAAUUUUGUGGAUGGUACGCAAAGAACUUUUACAAAGUGAUACAAAAAUAACAUUUAAGAAGUUUGAUUGACUGAAUUUUUUUGUUUGUUUUUUCAUAUGGGUUUGCUGACUCAGCGGGUGGCUGGAUUGUGUCAAGCAUAAAACAUUUCUGCUGCAUUUUUGAAAAAAAAAAAUAAAAAUAUCAGUAUUUUACAGUU